Messenger RNA from Orbilia oligospora ATCC 24927, 618 nucleotides. RefSeq lists its product as uncharacterized. Bases 1 to 618 code for a protein of 205 amino acids. Lineage: Eukaryota; Fungi; Ascomycota; Orbiliomycetes; Orbiliales; Orbiliaceae. The record is from RefSeq and is a predicted model, not a curated record. The transcript has 2 exons.
AUGUUAUUAUUCUCUACGCUUUCCAAUCUUGCGGCAGAGUACUUUCAGGCGACCUCAGUAUAUGAGUAUGACUGGCAUAGAAUCGCCGUUACGACAAUCGUUGUGAUAGUGUUGAUACUUUCCUCCUGGAUCUAUCUUGAGUCCCAAAUCGCCUGGUCAGGGUGCCCUAAAGAUUAUGAAGAACGGCCCCCAAGUCCUACUCGCGGACCAUCCCGGAUCUGCCUGUCCUGGGUCUUCCCAUAUGGCUGUACCUUAAACCGCGGUAGCACAUUCUAUAUCGAUUACCGCAACCCGGAUAGUCUGAGGGAGGAGUUAAGUCGGUAUGAUAUGGAUGGCAUUGUGGUAAUGCCGGUCUGGAAGGGCACUAUUUUCGGGCCUGGAAAAGUCCUUCUCGCAGACGACGGUAUCGAAACAUUAGACCUUCUUCGGGUUUCCGCCCACACCAUUUUUCUAGCCGUUUACCCUAAAGAAGCGUUUAAGGCGGUACUUACAACCGGAUGUCCUCUCUUGGAAAUGUUGGUAAAUCCAGGUCCAGCUUGGGAUAAACCAAAAAGUAUGAAUGAAUUUGUGGAUAUGGUUGAAGACUUCGAGGAGGAGCACGGUAAAAGAUGUGAGUAA